CGAAGCUCCACCCCUUCCUCCGCUUUGUCCGGGUUGGAGAUCACCGCUUCCGGCGCCAGGCCCAGGAAAAGAGGCCGACCGGCAUCGGCAGGGAGCUUCUCAAAGCGUUAAAGAUUCUACUAUGGCUGCUACUGUGAAUUUGGAACUUGACCCUGUAUUCUUGAAAGCUUUGGGCUUCUUGCAUUCAAAGAGCAAAGAUUCUGCUGAAAAGUUAAAAGCACUUCUUGACGAAUCUUUAUCUAGGGGAAUUGAUUCAUGUUAUCGUCCACAGCAAAAGGAAGUAGAUCAGCCCAAAGUAUCCAUUCCAAAACCAGUUUCUGUUAAGAGCGCUCCAAGCCUCCCUUCAAGUAACAAUAAUGGGAAACCCACUGUAGUUGAAAAGGUGAAAAAAGAGGUGGAAAAGAGAAUUGUGGAUAAGGUAAAAGUGGAAAUCAGUGAAGGAAUUGACAUCGCAAAAAAACCAAGACUAGAAAAGCCAGAACCUCAUGCCUCAUCAAUCACAGUGCAGACAAGCAAGGAUUUACCCAUGGGAGACCUUUCUAGUUUUGAAGAAACUAGUGCUGAUGAUUUUGCAAUGGAGAUGGGUCUGGCUUGUGUUGUUUGCAGACAAAUAACAGUGACUUCUGGAAAUCCAUUAGUGGAAUGCCAGGAAUGUCAUAACCUCUAUCACCAAGACUGCCACAAACCUCAAGUGACAGACAAGGAAAUGAAUGAUCCACGGGUAGUGUGGUAUUGUGCCCGAUGUACCAGGCAAAUUAAAAAAAUGGCUCAGAAAACACAGAAGCCUUCCCAGAAGCCAGCUCCUGCUGUAGUGUCAGUAGCUCCAGCUGUGAAAGAUCCACUAAUAAAGAAACCAGAAAUUAAGCUAAAAUUGGAGACUACCCCAGCCUUCCUAGCAUUUAAGAGGACAGAGGUCAAGACUUCGGCAACAAUGUCAGGGAACUCAACCACUGCCAGUGUUUCCUCCUCCUCAAACAGUGGCCUUACAGGAUGGGCAGCUUUUGCAGCAAAGACAUCUUCUGCAGGCCCGUCAACAGCUAAGAUGGGAUCUGCCACCCAGAGUACCAGUGGCAAGCCUGUCACUGGCUCAAACAAUCAGAAACCUACUGGUUUGUCAGGGCUGGCCACAACCAAAGGAGUAGGAUCAAAAAUAACAUCUGCCAGUAGCACAAACCCUAGCCAGUUGAAGCCAUUACCACCUCUGACAUUGGGGAAAGUUGGUCUCUCUCGGUCUGUGAGCAGUGACAAUGUAAGCAAAAUAGGCCUUCCUAAUGCAGGCAGUUCAACCCCAGGCAACAGCUCAACUAUUGGUGGAAAUGGCAGCAGUGUGGCAGCAGGGAGCAGUGCUAGUAAGUCAAGUACAGAAUCGGGCAACCAGUCCCCAUCACUGAAAGGUCCAACGUCACAAGAAUCACAGCUCAAUGCUAUGAAGAGGUUACAGAUGGUCAAAAAGAAAGCAGCUCAGAAGAAGCUAAAAAAAUAACAGGUCUAUUUUUAAAACAAUAGAUAAUGAUAUCAUUAGUUCUAGUCUGCAAAGUGCUAACAUGUCGUUCAGCUUUAGCCAGAUAACAGUAAAAUCAAUGAUCUAUAAAUUACUGUUGUGUUUUCAUUUGGCACCCGUGUGUGUAUUCAUAAGAAUUAAUAUAUUAGUAAAAGGUCCUGUUAGUCUACAAGCUGCCUUGUUUGUACCUUUCUCAUUAAAUUAGAGCUACAAAAAUUCAGAUUACCACUACUGGUAGAUGGUAGUAUUAAAGUUUAUAGUCCAGGAACCAUAGCUCUAAUUAAAUACAGUUAUUAAAUACAAUUUAACAAUACUGAUUCCUUUAAAAUAUAUUUGAUGCUUUACUCUUCUUCAAAUAUAGACCUAAAAACCAUUAUGAAUGCUAAGAAAUUUGUAUGUGUCUUGGGUGUGUGUGUGUUCCUUUACAAUGGUGAUACAUCAGCUGCAUUUGCCAUUUCCAGUGGAAUAAACAAGGUUGUAUGUUAGUCCCAGUCCUACUCAAUCUCUUCUUCAUUUGAUGUUGUCACAUGCUAUCCAGGGUUUGAAGGAGGGAGUGUGUGUACAUCAGGUACCAAUUGGAAAGCUCCCUCUUUGGCAACUUGAAUGUAAACAGUGACUCUGUAGAGUCAUUAAAGGAUCCCUCUUUAUUGAUGACUGUACACUCCUGGGACACAAGGACACUGAUCCUGAACAAAUUCUCAGAUGUUGUUUCAGCCUGAUUAUCAUCCUGAGAAAGACUGAAAUACUCAUCAGCCUCUGCCAAAUCUCAAGACCAUAGAACCACUGUUGAUAGCACCUAGCUGACAAAUGUAAACAGCUUCAAAUAUAGUUUGGAAGCAUCAUCUCAAGUGAGGGUUCUUUGGAUAUUGAAGUCAGGAUCAGCAGGGCAAAGCAAGCACUGGGGUGCUCCAUCAACACGACAUCCAUCUCUCCAGAACGCUGCAAGUCUUCAGAGCUGUGGUUAUCCCUUCCCUCCUAUGAGGAUGAGUACCAGACACUACUGAAGGUACAGCAAACAACAGCAGGCAUUUCAUAUGUGUGCUCCAUCCUCGACAUUUGCCGACCAAGACCAUGUCUUAUUUUAUAAUUUAUAUCCUAUCUUUUAAGUCACACAUCUUUCCAAAG
This is a messenger RNA of Ahaetulla prasina, 2626 nucleotides long. RefSeq names its product integrator complex subunit 12 (gene INTS12). The coding region runs from base 122 to 1483 and encodes 453 amino acids. Gene Ontology annotation, biological process: snRNA 3'-end processing. NCBI's taxonomy places the organism in Eukaryota, Metazoa, Chordata, Lepidosauria, Squamata, Colubridae. The transcript has 7 exons. The record is from RefSeq and is a predicted model, not a curated record. Gene Ontology annotation, cellular component: integrator complex.